Messenger RNA from Sipha flava (yellow sugarcane aphid), 708 nucleotides. RefSeq lists its product as uncharacterized. The coding region runs from base 1 to 708 and encodes 235 amino acids. The record is from RefSeq and is a predicted model, not a curated record. NCBI's taxonomy places the organism in Eukaryota, Metazoa, Arthropoda, Insecta, Hemiptera, Aphididae. The transcript is spliced from 4 exons. Gene Ontology annotation, molecular function: zinc ion binding; nucleic acid binding.
AUGAGACUAAAAGGAGGAGCUGGUUCAAGCACAGGCAGUGACGUAACAAAUCCAAAAAUAGAUACUAUAAUGGAUGUAAUCGAAGCUCAAGAAAGUUCAAGAACAAGAAGAAUUGUGUCGGAAGAGUACGAGGGGAUAGCAUUAGAAUUUGAAGAGACGGCAGGAAAGUUAUUAAGAAAUAAUACGGAUAAGAAGGUGGAUUUCACCGCCAAAAAGAAGAAGAGUAAGAGUAGGGCUGGAGUAUUAUUAACAACGGACACGGAAGAGGAAGUUAUUAACAGAAUAAACAGAAAAGGGAGAAGAAGGGGCAAGAAGACAAAAAGUACAAGGGAACUAUACACAGAAUCGGAUACGAGUAGUUCAAGAUCUAGAAGUAGGAAGGAAAGGGAAAAAGAUAUUCUAGAAAAAUGCAAAGAACAGGGGGUUCAGACUAAAUACAUAGUAAGCAAUAUCAAAGAGAUAUCAAAGGACUUACUAUGGACAGAAGUGGUAAAGAAAAACAAAGCACCAAAACUAAAAGAGGCAAGAAUGCUCAAUCAUGCGGCAAAGUGCAAGCAAGAGACAGAAGUAUGUGCUUACUGCGCUAAAGAAGGACACAGGAUGGACAACUGUCCAAAUAAGAAUAAGGAUCCAGUAUGUGCUAAUUGCAGAGGGCCUUACACUGCAAGACACAAGUGUAGUAACCGAGGUCACUACGACAUAUCUUAA